GUCUGUCUCUCACACAAACAAAACCAUAUCGGUCUAGAGAUAUAUCGUAACAGAUAACAAUGGCGGACUCCAUGGACCCUUUCGAGUUCCUCAAAAUCGUCCCCAAUCCAGACGGCUCCCUUACUCGCAAAAUCCCCUUCCCCAACGUCCCUGCAACUGAGUCAGACGAGUCAGCCGUGAUCUCCAGGGAUUUCCCUGUCAACUCUGCCACCGGAACCUUCCUCCGCGCUUUCAAGCCCCACCCUCUCCCGACGUGUCCCAAGCUUCCCGUCCUCGUCUACUUUCACGGCGGUGGUUUCAUCGUCUUCAGCGCUACCUCCCUCCCUUUCCACGAAUCCUGCUCUCGCUUCGCGGUCCGUCUCCGCGCUCUCGUCCUAUCACUCGAGUACCGCCUCGCCCCCGAACACCGCCUCCCCGCCGCCUACGACGACGCCGUCGAAGCUUUCCGUUGGAUAGCCGCCGUAGCCGGCGGCGUAUCAGCAGAGCCGUGGCUCAGCGAGUGUGCCGACUUCACCAAGUGUUAUGUGAUGGGGGGUAGCGCUGGGGGAAAUAUGGUCUACCACGCGGGUCUACGUGCGCUCGAUCUUGAUCUCUCACCUAUGGUGAUCCGAGGGCUGGUGUUCAGCCAACCUUACUUCGGUGGGGUCCAGAGAACGGAGUCAGAGUUGCGUAUGGUCAACGAUCAUAUAGUCCCUUUACCAGCCAACGACUUGAUGUGGAGCUUGGCUUUGCCCGAGGGCGCUGACCGUGAUCAUGAGUAUUGCAAUAUGACGGUGGUCAAUGGUGGCCGUGGAGAUGAGAGGAUCCAACGGCUGCCGAGGUGUCUGGUCACCGGGCAUAGAGGGGACCCACUCAUUGAUCGGCAGGAGGAGUUUGUGGAGUUACUCAAAAGUCGAGGGGUCCAUGUGGAGGCCCACUUCGAUGACGGUGGGUUUCACGCCGUUGAGCUUUUUGAACCCGCCAAAGCUGAGGCCUCGAUCGACAUCGUUGAACGUUUCAUUCGUUGUGAUGAUGAGAUGUUGUACCCAAUUAAAUCAAGUUUUUAGUAAUGUAGUCAGCCUUAAUUAUCUAUCAAAAAUUCAAAUGAGCACAAGUUGUUUUAUGAUUUUUGGACAUGUGAUUGAAGAAAAGUAAAACGAACAAAAAAUUAUUAAUGUAAUGCAAGUUUAUAAUGGAUCAUGUCAUGAGAUAGGAUUCACAUAUUCGAGUCAAUAAUAAUCUAUUAAAUAAGAAUAUUAAUUUUUUU
Humulus lupulus (European hop) is the source of this 1246-nucleotide messenger RNA. RefSeq names its product probable carboxylesterase 8. The record is from RefSeq and is a predicted model, not a curated record. The coding region runs from base 60 to 1046 and encodes 328 amino acids. Gene Ontology annotation, molecular function: hydrolase activity. Lineage: Eukaryota; Viridiplantae; Streptophyta; Magnoliopsida; Rosales; Cannabaceae. The transcript has a single exon.